AUGCGUGAUAUUUCAUUAUCUAACCGUAGAAAUCUUCUAUCUUUAUCUCGUGCGUUGGGCAUUUGCAAGACAUUGUUGUUUAGAUAUGUAAAAGAAGGAGUUUUGCGUCGACAUUCAAGCGCAUUAAAACCACACUUGAAAGACGAUAAUAUGAAAGAUCAACUCAAAUUUUGUUUCUCUAUGCUUGAGGAAAGUAGCAUUCCUCAUGAUCCGAAGUUUAAAUCCAUGCACAAUAUAGUCCAUAUUGACGAAAAAUGGUUUUACAUAUCUAAGAAAUCUACGAACUACUACCUUCUUACAAAUGAGGAUGACCCAUAUCGCACGUGCAAGAACAAAAAUUACAUCGGUAAAGUCAUGUUUUUAGCUGCAGUUGCUAGGCCUAGAUUUGACAAUGAAGGUAACGAGAUAUUUUCAGGAAAAAUUGGUGUGUUUCCUCUUGUUAAUAACGUACCGGCAAGAAGGUCAAGUGUUAAUAGAGCCGCGGGGACACUUGAAACAAAACCGAUAACUUCUAUCAAUAAAGAGAUUAGUAGAAUGUUUUUAAUUAAUAAAGUUCUACCAACCAUCAAAGAAAAAUGGCCGCGAGACCAAGCAUUUGAAACAAUUUACAUACAACAAGAUAAUGUACCUUCCCAUGUCUCUAUAGAUGAUGAAGAAUUUCGCCGAGUGGCUUCGAAAGGUGGAUUUGACAUUCGCUUGACUUGUCAACCUCCAAACUCUCCGGACUUGAAUGUUUUGGAUUUGGGUUUUUUUAAUGCCAUUCAAUCAUUGCAACAAAUGGAAGUAACUAAUUCUGUUGAUGAGCUUAUACAUGUUGUGCAGAAGUCUUAUGACACUUUUUCUAGCAAAGCUUCAAACAAAUUUUUUCUCACACUUCAAUCAUGUAUGAUUGAAAUCAUGAAGAUCAAAGGAUCGAAUAAUUAUAAAGUUCCUCAUGUAAAGAAAGAUGUAAUGCUUCAACAAGGAAGACUUCUUGUUGUACUACAAUGUGAUGGUGAACUAGUUCAUGAAGUUAUGGAAUAUUUAGCCAAUUAA
This is a messenger RNA of Vicia villosa (hairy vetch), 1035 nucleotides long. RefSeq lists its product as uncharacterized. The transcript has a single exon. Gene Ontology annotation, molecular function: nucleic acid binding. The record is from RefSeq and is a predicted model, not a curated record. Bases 1 to 1035 code for a protein of 344 amino acids. Lineage: Eukaryota; Viridiplantae; Streptophyta; Magnoliopsida; Fabales; Fabaceae.